AUAAUAAUUUAAAUAAUUUUAAAACGAGUUCACCUACCAUGGCAAAUAUACAUUCAGAUGAUUAUUAUGAAGUUCUUGGAGUCUCUCGGGAUGCCCAAGAAAAGGAAAUUAAGAAAGCAUACAGAAAAUUAGCCAUUAAGUGGCAUCCGGAUAAAAAUCCAGAAAAUAAAGAAGAAGCCGAAGAGAAUUUUAAAAAGAUUGCUGAAGCUUAUGACUGCCUCUCAGACGAAUCAAAAAGAUCCAUUUAUGACAAAUAUGGAAAGGAAGGUCUUAAAUCUAGCGGAGCAACUGGUGGCUCAGAUUUCCAUGGGCACUUCCCAUCAGGCAGCCAUUUCUCAUUCUCCAGAGCUGAAGAUAUUUUCAGAGACUUCUUUGGAGGAAAAGAUCCAUUUGCUUCCUUCUUUGAUGAUGAAGAUGACUUCUUUGGCCCCUCUUCCUUUGGAUUCUCAGGAAUGGGUGGAAUGGGAGGCAUGGGUCAUCCCACUAAAACGAAAGCAUUCAAAAGUAAAAGUACCAAUGCUCCAUAUCAGAGUGAUCCAUUCGGCAUGGGAGGCUUCGGAGGAUUUGGAGGCUUAAGUAAAAGAAUGGGAUUCGGAUUUGAUGAUGACAUGUUCGGAGAUUUCGGAGAUAUGGAUGGAGGAAUGGGAGGCGGAAUGAGCCAAUCCAUUUCUACCUCAAGUUAUAUUGAUUCUAGUGGAAGAAGAGUAACAGAAACCAAAAAGAGCUAUAUGGACUCUUCUGGUAAUCAAAAGACUGAAGUAACCAAGCAAGUUCAAAAUCCUGAUGGCACAAUUGAGAGUUAUACUGAAGCUCCUCAUGCAAUUGAAGGAGGAAGACCUCGUGGCAAGACAACAAAGACUGGUAAAAUUAAAAAGAAAUCGAGGAAGCACUAGA
Moneuplotes crassus is the source of this 894-nucleotide messenger RNA. Lineage: Eukaryota; Ciliophora; Spirotrichea; Euplotida; Euplotidae. The record is from the annotation of a GenBank genome assembly.